CAAUCGAUUACAAUACACAUAAUUUAUGAUAUAUAUGAUGCAUUUUUCACAUCAUUAAUAAUUUUAGAAACACUUUUAUUUAAUUAAUUGUUAAACACCGGUUGUUAAAAACGUUUUAGCAAAAACAAGUGAUGAUGAAAUUUUUAGCAACUUUAUUAAAACUCAGAUGUUGAGUAAUUUCGAUAAACAUAUCCAAACAUAUGAUCAUUGUUUAUAUUUGUAAGCACAUCUCUAUAGUAUCUUAUUUUUGUAUUACGAAUGUAAACUAUUUUCCAAACAAAAUUUUUAAAUAAAGUUUAUUAAAUUUGAUCAAUGGAUACUGACUACAGUGUUUUGACCCUUAGCGAUGAAUCUUGUCGAACCUGUUUACAAAGCAUUGCUGACACAAACUCCCUCGACGACGAAGUAGAAUACGGCAAUGAUACUUUUGUUUUAAAUAGCUUAUUUAUUCAACUCCUACGUGCUACUAAUGUUCAAGCACCGGCGCUCAAUCAAUGUGGGGGUCAAACAUUACCAAAUCGCAUCUGUGCAGAUUGUACCCUUAAACUUCUAAGUGCUUACGAUUAUAUUUGUUUAGUGGAACGGUCAGAAACUUUGUUAAGACAAUAUCAAAAGUCGUAUCAUACAAAAUUAAAGACAGAUGUAGAAUCGUUUGUUAUUACUGAAUUAAAAAAUGACACAAAUAAUGAAGAUAGUCAAAAUGUCGAAGAAUUAGAGACAGAAUAUCUACUUGACGACUAUAAUAAUGAGGAAGAUGUUGCAGAUGUAGAUAAGGAAAGAAGCGAUGACGAGGUUUCUAUUCAAAGCAAAAGUGAAACUUAUAUGGACGAUGAGCUUCAAUUUGUAAAAUUUGAAGCUGUAAACAUCGAAGAAGUUACAGAACAAGUAGAACAGGUUAAUAACAAGAAGCAUAAAAGAACAACUGAAAAUGCUGACAUUGUUGGGAAAAAGCAAGCAAGAUUCGCUAUCGGCUCUCGCCUAGGGACAUUUGUCACAACCAAUUGGCGCAAGUGUCCUCAUUGUGAACGUGUUUUUGCCAGAAAUAUAACGUUGGAAAAACAUAUACAAACAGCACAUACAAAUGUGCCACCAGAAUGUAUUGCUGCUAUUGCGCCAAAACCUACUGAGGAUAAGCCAAUACAAUGUGACCAUUGCCCACGCACUUUCGCUAGACCCUUUGCCUUGGAGCGACAUCUAAGAGCCAUGCACCCGACGACUACGAUUGCCAAUAAUGCUGAAUCAAAUACAAAUCCCACUGACACUGCAAAAACGAAAAAAACUUACAAGCGUGGAAUAUGCCCCCACUGUGGUCGAAGCUUCGCUCAAGCAAGUUUAGUGAUACAUAUACGCCGACACACAGGUGAAAAGCCAUACCAAUGUGAUGAAUGUCAAAAGGGUUUUCCUCGACGUCAGGAUUUAGUGGUACAUAAGAGACAACAUACUGGGGAAAGGCCACAUGUAUGUACUAUUUGUGGAAAAUCGUUUACAAGACCAAAUAAAUUAUCGCGACAUAUGCGUAUACAUACUGGACUCCGACCGUACAAAUGUUCGGAAUGUCAUAAAUCAUUCACACAAUCGAAUGACUUGCGUAUUCAUAUGCGACGACAUACCGGAGAAAAACCUUAUAAGUGCAAUAUUUGCAAUGAGGCUUUUAUAAGUGGUACAGCGCUCAAAACUCACCGCAUAGCAAAUAAUCAUGCUGCACCACCUGAUGCCGAAAACGAUCCAUAUGCGAAAUGUCGAUUAAAUAAAGCAAUUAAACUUGAUACAUGCGAGUGAUUUUGAAAAGGAAAAUUAAUUAAAUAUUUAAUACCGCGAUUGCAGGUAAAGCAAUAAAAACAAAGUUCUGAAUUUAUUAUUGCUAACCAAGCUCUUAAGUGAUUAAUUUGAGAAGACGAUUUAAGAUUUGCGAUGUAACACUAGGAUAAGUAAGAUCUUGACAAGUUCCAAUGAUUUUG
Bactrocera tryoni is the source of this 1958-nucleotide messenger RNA. RefSeq names its product zinc finger protein 420. Gene Ontology annotation, biological process: regulation of transcription by RNA polymerase II. NCBI's taxonomy places the organism in Eukaryota, Metazoa, Arthropoda, Insecta, Diptera, Tephritidae. Gene Ontology annotation, molecular function: zinc ion binding; RNA polymerase II cis-regulatory region sequence-specific DNA binding; DNA-binding transcription factor activity, RNA polymerase II-specific. The transcript is spliced from 3 exons. Bases 313 to 1779 code for a protein of 488 amino acids. The record is from RefSeq and is a predicted model, not a curated record. Gene Ontology annotation, cellular component: nucleus.